CCCCCCAAAAACAUCACUCAAAAUGCCAAAACUACCCCUCCCUCUCCUUCUCCUUUCUCUUCUCUACAACUUUUCACUGCUUUUGCCAACCUCUGCAUCCUCCUCCCCCUCAGCCUCUUCCGCUUGCAAGUCCACCCUCUACCCGAAACUAUGCCGUUCGAUCCUAUCCACCAUCCGAUCCUCCCCCUCCGAUCCCUACAACUACGGCAAGUUCUCCGUCAAACAAUGCCUAAAGCAAGCACGCAAGACAUCCAAAGCCAUCGACCAUUUCCUUCAAAAGACCAAACACAAGUCGGUCCCCGUAAACCACAGCGAGCGGAACGCGCUGGAGGACUGCCGCGAGUUCUCGGAGCUCAACGUGGAGUUCUUGGAGGCGAUCUCGACAAAGCUGAAGUCCGCCGAGUCGCUGAACGAGGCGCUGGUGGACAAAGUGCAGACGCUGCUGAGCGGCAUUGUGACCAACCAGCAGACUUGCUACGACGGGCUCGUGGUGUCGAAGAACACAAUUUUGGGAAACGACACAUCGUUGGCUACGGCGUUUUCGAAUGCUACGGAGUUGUAUAGCGUGUCGCUUGGUUUGGUCACGCAUGCAUUGGCUCCUAAUCUGAAGAAGCAUAAGAAAGACAAGGGCUCUGAUCAUGGUGGAAUCAAAGCACACAAAAUUCGGGAGCCACUUGAAACCUUCAUUAAGGCUCUACGGAAAAAUCCUGCCAAAAAAUCUACGGCUUCACAGAGAGAGGGGCGGAUUCUUGAGCAAAUGGAGAGCAGUGGCAUUCUAGUAAAUGACACCGUGAUUGUGGGCUCUUAUGAUACGGUCAACUUCACAUCCAUUGGAGAAGCCAUUGCUUUUGCUCCCAAUAAUUUGAAGGCUGAAGAUGGAUAUUUUGUGAUUUAUAUUAGAGAAGGAUACUAUGAGGAGUAUCUUGUGGUCCCCAAACACAAGACCAACGUAAUGCUGCUCGGCGAUGGCAUUAACAAGACUGUCAUUACCGGAAACCAUAACUUUGUUGAUGGCUGGACACCCUUCAAUUCUUCCACCUUUGCUGUUUCUGCAGAACGAUUUGUAGCCAUAGAUAUUACAUUCAGGAACACAGCUGGUCCUCAGAAG
Prunus avium (sweet cherry) is the source of this 1108-nucleotide messenger RNA. The record is from RefSeq and is a predicted model, not a curated record. NCBI's taxonomy places the organism in Eukaryota, Viridiplantae, Streptophyta, Magnoliopsida, Rosales, Rosaceae.